AUGGGUAUGAUAUGCGGGGUGGUUAUCUCGGUCAUAGGCGCUGUUUUAGUAAUAGUAAUAAGCAGUGUAGGAUAUGCGGUUAUUCCCGGUAUAGUUGAAAGGAGUAUUAUAAAUGAAAUAACGCUAAUUAAUGACACGAUACAAUUAGAGAGGUUCAUGACGGUGCCGUUCCCACUUAACUUCACCGUGCGUUUGUGGAAUAUUACAAACAGGGAUGAGGUCCUAGCCGGUGCAGUACCCGUUAUGACCGAAGCUGGACCUUAUAUUUACAAGCUACAUCAACAAAGAAUUAUUGAUGAGCUGGAUGAAAGCAAUAUAACCUACAGAAUUUUGAACCACUUUGAGUUUGAUCCCAUAGCUUCUUAUCCUAAUACUGAAGACGACAUCGUUACAAUGAUCAAUAUACCUUACCAUGCCAUCAUACAGGUCGCAGAGACGCUAUUCCCGGGUAGUACCAUAACCCAGUUGUUAAACCCUUUCCUUGGAAGCGUCUUCGGAGAGUUCAACACACCCAUUGCGCCAUUUCGUGUCCGAGACGUUCUAUUUGAUGGAAUACCAAUUUGUCAGAGCUCUGGGAUCCCAGCUGCAACCAUAUGCCAGUUAAUCAGAAGCAUGAGUGAUGACACCCAAAAUAUGGAACCGCAACAAGAUGGCUCACUGUUAUUUUCAUUGGUCGGUUAUAGAAAUGGGAACCCGAGUCACACAUACGUAGCGUCUCGUGGUUUGGAUGACCAUGCCGAUCUAGGACGCAUCUUUUUGUACAACAAUUUGACUAGCUUGCGAUUCUGGAAAGACCCGGAGGGAGAAAUCGGCGGUGGCGGCGUUUGCAACAUGAUCAAUGGCACCGACUCCGGCAUCUUCGCGCCGUUCCUUACCGAGGACACAAUACUCUACGCUCUUAACACCGAUAUCUGCAGGUCAGUAAAGUUGCAGUACCAACAGGAUUCGGAGUACGAAGGCAUUCCGACUAUGCGGUUUGCAGCAAACGAGUGGUUCCUGAAUAACGACGAUGGAUGCUUCUGUCUCAACAUGACGCACGGCAUCAACCAAGAAAAUGGCUGCCUGCUGCAUGGUGCCAUUGAACUCUUUACUUGCACUGGCGCAUACAUGGUGUUAACUAACCCCCACUUUCUCUUCGCUGACAUCCGAUACAGAAAUGGAGUAAUAGGCAUGACUCCCAACGUUGACCAACACCGAAUAUUCCUUGACUUAGAACCGAAUACAGGAAUAUUGGUGCGUGGCGCAAAACGAGCUCAAUUCAAUGUCUUCAUGCGCUCAGUUGCUGGCAUAACAGCCACUCAGAAUUUACGCACCACGCUAACGCCUAUCUUCUGGGUUGAAGAGGGCAUGUCCCUUCCUGAAAAAUAUGUCGAUGAAAUCAAGUCCAACUUGCUGUCGUCGCUGAAUUUGAUACGAAUACUGGUACCGGUCCUUAUAGCAGUAUCUACGCUGAUCCUUGUCAUUGGCCUGGCGGUCAUAGUUAUAGUAAAAAUGAGGAUGUCUAAAGAGCAACCUAUAACCAUGCCGGUCACACGGCCAGCAUUCACAACAUGAAAAUAAAUGUUACC
Molecule: messenger RNA, 1568 nt
Organism: Hyposmocoma kahamanoa
Lineage: Eukaryota; Metazoa; Arthropoda; Insecta; Lepidoptera; Cosmopterigidae
Gene: Snmp2
Product: sensory neuron membrane protein 2-like
Exons: 9
Coding region: 1-1554 (517 amino acids)
Cellular component (GO): cytoplasm; membrane
Molecular function (GO): scavenger receptor activity
Source: RefSeq, a predicted model, not a curated record